GUUUAUUUAUAUUUUAUUUCUACUGGGGGGAAAAGACAACCAGAUUGUUUGUACUAGUACCUCGUGUUGUUGCUUCUGUGUUGGUGUAGCCCAAAAUGCACUAGUCGAGUAGUCCGUGAUGGAAGUUCCGAUAUUUACUUUGUGAAAUUGUUCUGGAAAAUGGGCAGAAUUUUGACAUGAACAAUGCUGGAUAUUUUCUGAGCAAGAUCAUCAAGAAAGCCGUACAGCUUUAUCAUGGUGACUAUGGGGCAGCCAUGAGUAACAGAUUAAGUGUGAAGUAUUUGAAUCCUAGAACCAACAUGCUGUUGGUUCAGACCAUGAGGAGCUGUCAUCUCAUGGUGAUGUCAGCCAUGUCUUUCAUCAAGACCAUUGGUCAACAUAAUGGCUUCUUUCGAACGUUGCAUGUUGGAGGAACAAUCCGAUCCUGUCAGAAAUUUCUCAUCAAGUAUCACAGAAAGGAAAUUCAGCAGGCACUAAGACAGUGCAGAUCUGAUGAAGAAACGAAGAUAGUACAAGAUACCUUAAUAGCAGCUUGUGCAAAAAUGGAGAAGAUAGAAACGGAGGACUUCAGUAUAGAUGACAUUAUGGGAGAGAAUGGUUGAAUACCUGUCGUCAUUUAAAUAAAUAGGACUUCAUUGUACCUGUUGAUGGCCCAGUUGUGUUACUAUAGCAGAUGCAUGAACACACAGAAUGAUAUAGACACAUGUACUCAUUUAUGUGAGGCUGUUACCUAUUAAACUUUUGUCACAUUUAAAUUUUAAAUUUAAACUGUCAUUCCCAUUUAACUUUUGCUGAGUCCGUAAAAUGUGCUUCAAAUUCAUUCAUCUUUCACCAGUAGUCUGAACAUUUAUUUUCUUUUGAUUUACACAGUUGAUGUUUUUAAAAAUUCCAUAAUCUACAUAUACAUAUAAUCCUACUCUGCUCGAUACAGAAUCAAAGUUUGAAUGGACAUGUUUGAUGAGUGACAUAGGUGUAUUUUGUCUACACUCCAUUACCUGUGAUUUAUUUGGAGAAAGUGGGGGGGAGGAGGGGGUGCAGUGCAGAAUAAGAAAGGCUGGAUUGUCGUAAAAAUAAAUAACACAUUUUA
This is a messenger RNA of Gigantopelta aegis, 1087 nucleotides long. RefSeq names its product ribonuclease P/MRP protein subunit POP5-like. The coding region runs from base 177 to 602 and encodes 141 amino acids. Gene Ontology annotation, biological process: tRNA 5'-leader removal. The transcript has 5 exons. The record is from RefSeq and is a predicted model, not a curated record. Gene Ontology annotation, cellular component: ribonuclease P complex. NCBI's taxonomy places the organism in Eukaryota, Metazoa, Mollusca, Gastropoda, Neomphalida, Peltospiridae. Gene Ontology annotation, molecular function: ribonuclease P RNA binding.